This is a messenger RNA of Bactrocera neohumeralis, 861 nucleotides long. RefSeq names its product scaffold attachment factor B1-like. The record is from RefSeq and is a predicted model, not a curated record. Gene Ontology annotation, molecular function: RNA binding; sequence-specific DNA binding. The transcript has a single exon. Gene Ontology annotation, biological process: regulation of transcription by RNA polymerase II; regulation of mRNA processing. Gene Ontology annotation, cellular component: nucleus. Lineage: Eukaryota; Metazoa; Arthropoda; Insecta; Diptera; Tephritidae. The coding region runs from base 1 to 861 and encodes 286 amino acids.
AUGGAGAAAAAUAUCGACGAAUUGACGAUGAAGUACAACAAGCCAUGUAAUAUUUUAGAAUUAGAAGAUCUUUCCUUUGAAGUCACCGAUACUUUGCGGGUAUUAAAAAAACAAAAGGAAAUGAACUUGGAAAUCUACUUAAAAAAAAUGGAUCUGGAACCGCCUGAUGAAAGGCAAAAUGUAGAAAUGGCAAUUAAAGACGCUGACGAUAGAAGUAUGACAGUGGAAGAUGCAGUACUAAAUCCAAAGGCCAAGAAGAAGAAACCGAUGGCAUGUCUACCAAUCAAACACAUAGAACAAUUACCGAAAGAGAAAUGCAGUGAAGAGGAGAAUACCAAGGUACAAAAAAAGAAGCGACACAUCAAAGGUAAAUCGUCGUCCACUGGAAAGCUGACAUCUUCACGUAAUCUUUGGGUAUCCGGGUUAUCUUCAUUAACGAGAGCCAGUGAUCUGAAAGGUAUAUUUUCUAAAUAUGGAAAAGUUAUCGGAGCCAAGGUGGUCACCAACACCCGAACUCCGGGUACACGUUGUUAUAGCUACGUAACAAUGUCAUCAUCAUCGGAUGCCAGUCGAAGUGUCGCCAAAAGACGUGUGGAUACAACAAAAAAAUAUGAAGACAAGAAGAUACGAUACACAACUUCUAAGACGAGAGACGACAAAUGUAAAACUAUUGAUACAAAAGACGAUGCAUCAAAGAAACCUGAAGUGGAGAAGGAUAAGCAACGCGAUAAAGAAAAGUCAGCAGGAUACUGUUGUAACGAAGUUGCAGAAAUAGUGAUGAGCAAAUUAAUUCAACAUAGAAAGGAGCAUAGUCAUCGUGAACGUCACUUAGUUGGCGAACAUGACACGAUCACAAACUGA